AUGAUAAAUAAAUGUAAAGUUGAUAUACUGUAUCUCCUUGGGGACUCAUUAACCAAUAAUGUGGCAUUCAUCCCAAGAGAUAGCCGAAAGCUUGCCGUUAGAUUACUUGCGGUUGUCAAUGAAGAACAGGAACAUGAGUGGACCUGA
Messenger RNA from Blumeria graminis f. sp. triticale, 147 nucleotides. The record is from the annotation of a GenBank genome assembly. Lineage: Eukaryota; Fungi; Ascomycota; Leotiomycetes; Helotiales; Erysiphaceae.